Messenger RNA from Onychostruthus taczanowskii (white-rumped snowfinch), 3795 nucleotides. It is a transcript of the gene IQCH, whose product is annotated as IQ motif containing H. The coding region runs from base 190 to 3339 and encodes 1049 amino acids. The transcript has 21 exons. NCBI's taxonomy places the organism in Eukaryota, Metazoa, Chordata, Aves, Passeriformes, Passeridae. The record is from RefSeq and is a predicted model, not a curated record.
UGCCAUGGGCUGUGCUCUCCUCACAGGCUGCCUGGAGUUUGUGUCCCUCCUUAAAGCUUUUGAGAUCCCUGCCCCGUGAAAGCACCUGUGCCAUGUGUGAGGAAACAUCGUUCCUUAAGCGGAGAAUCUCAGUCCUGAGGUUUAUUGUCACUGCUGUGUGAGAUUCAGGAGGACCUUCAGAAGCUUAAAAUGGAAAAAAACAACUUGAAAGGAAACGCAGAAGCCGUGGAUUUUUGUGACCUCAGAAAAGCACCUGAAAGGACUGAACUUGGGCUGAGAAAACACGCUGAAAAUUAUUUCAAUGUUAUAAAUGGCCAAGAGUUAACUCUUUCUUCAGCUGGUAAUAAAGAAGUAAAUUCCAAAGAGCCCCCUAAGUGGAAUCCUGCUUUUGGUGCCUGUCAGAAGCAGCUGGUUCUGCCACCAGUGGAGCCUGUGACUGUGCAGGGCUGCAGCAAAUCAGCCCCACGUGUGUGCCAGGGCCCUCAGCAGGUGGAAAUGGAUUUUAGAAUUAUGCUUGACCCAGAGAAUGUGGAUAAUAAAGCUGGUUUAAAACAUCCCAACGAUGAGACCAGGCUGCCUCUUAUAGCUAAGAAAAAAUCUGCUCCUGUGUGCAGUCAGAAGACAGGGAAGGAUCCCACAGCCACCAGCCCUUGGGCUUUGCCUGCCUUCCACUCCCUGGGCUCUCCCUUCCCCCUGGCAGAAGAGGACACCCCAAAAGGUGCCCUGAGCCUCACUGGCCAGAGGCUCAUCCUUCCAGCAGCACAGAGAACUCUGCCAGCCCCUCCUGCUGUGCCCAGAGCAGCUCCUUUCCCUGAAUUCCCCAGGCAGCACAAGAAAUCAGCUCUGGGAGAGAUCAGUAGCAGGCUGGACCCUGAGAACACAGACACCAUCACCUUCCCAAAGGCAAAGGAAGCCAUUUGUGGCACAUAUUCCUCUAGUAAAGGGAACAUUGCACCACUCCCAUCCAGCAAUUCCAUGGUUGCAGCAAGGAAAUCAAAGCCAGAGUGGAGAUAUCCAGCUCAGCAGUUGCAAUCUGAGGUGCACAUUCCCCCUCAGACACAGUCCCCACAAUCAGCUCAACCCUUCCAGGAUCCCUGCUUGGAUUGGGACAGUGCUGUUCACCCGAAAGCUCCAGGUGUUCUGGCCCUCCAGCACCUCCAUCAUUCCUCUUGUGGGAGCAUUGUGGGAUUUUUGGAACCCACAGAAAAGCUCCUCAAAGACCACUCUGUCCCCUUGGCCACCAUCAACAGCCAAAAGUUGGCACAAAUCCCUUUAGACUUGGAUUUUAAAGAGAAUCCCACCAAAAGCGGCGUUUUAUCAGUGAUGAAGAACCAGCCAGCUGUGGAAAAGACCCUGAACGGAGCUGGGCAGCGCUGCGGGGGCGGCGCAGGGGCUGCUGCAGGCAUGCAGAGGUGGGCUCCCAGCCCCGUGGCAGGCUCAGGACUGCGGCAGCAGCGGGCAGCAGGUGUGAUCGGCGCUUCCUGGCGCUCCCGGAGUCACCUGGCACGGCUGAGGAACGCCCUGGGGGAAGCACGCCGCAGACACCUGGAGAAUUUCUCCAGCAGGGCCAAGCAUCUGGCAGCCAACUGGAAUCGCAUCAGGACCUCCAGGAGGACUAUUAUCCAUAUCCCAUCAUUAGGAUAUUCCCAACACAUCCGUGAGCACAUGCCUGACCUUGCUGUCCAGCAGAACCUGCAGAUGGGGAGGCUCUGUGACAUCCUGGAUGCCAACGUGGACGUCAUCUACAUCUGCCCCCUUGCUCUGAGUGAGGAGUUACUGCAGUAUUACAAUAAACUCCUGGGUCUGCAGGCAGCUGUUAGAUCUGGGAACCCCGAGGACAUGGCUGACCUGCAGGACAGGUUCAAAAUUCUCACCCCUGAAGCUAUAAACAGCUUCCCUGAGCAUCACAUGUGCCUGGCCACUGUGCUCAAGUACAGCCCCAGGACCCUGCAGAGGCUGCAGGUGCUGCUCCAGGGCAGGGAUGCCUACGUGGUUGGGGGUGUUCCCCACCUGGAUGAUUUGGCUGUGGCUGACCAGCUCCAGGUGCCACUUUUGGGCUCAGAGCCAGCAGUGGCUCAGCUCUACAGCACCAAGUCUGGCAGCAAGAGAAUCUUUGCCAGUGCUGGAGUGCCAACCCCUCCUGGAGAGUGGGACAUCCACAGCAGGGAGCAGCUGCUCCGUGCCCUCGGCCAGCUCGUCCUGGACAAUUUGGAGGUGCAGCGCUGGCUCUUCAAGGUGGACGAUGAGCGGGCAGGAGAUGGCACUGCCUUCUGUGAUGUCACUUCCCACCUGGAAUGCUACUCCUGGAUCCAGAGGGAACUGCAGGGACACGGCCCCGAGGUGUGGAGUGAGAGCCAGGCUCGUGAGCUAGCUUUGGUGAAGAUCUCCCAGGAGCUGCCGGGCCUUUUAGCACAGCACGUACAGCCAGUCAAUGAGAAACGAUUCCCUACAUGGGAAAAAUUCCUCCAAACAUUUCUUACUCAAGGUGGGGUGAUCGAAGCCUUCCCGUCCUCGGGCAGCGUCACCAACCUGACGGUGGAUCUGCUGAUAGAGCCAACGGGGGAGGUGACACUGCUGUCAUCUGGAGAUCAGCUCCACGCUGAGGGGCCCCUCAGAUCUUCUGGCACCACCAUCCCACAGCGUUCCGUGGAUCCUGAGGUUCUCAAAGCUCUCUGCCUGAAAAUUGGGGAGGCCUGUAAAUCCAAAGGAGUGCUCGGCUACUUCUCCGUGGACUUUGUGGCUUUCACCCAUCCCCAAACGAGGGAGCAGCAGGUGUGGGCAACAGACCUUGACCUUUGCUACAGUGACCAGCUGGCCUUGAGUCAGCUCCUGGUGUACCUGACAGAUGGAAACCUGGAUUGUGGCUCCAGCAUCCUGCAAGCACCUCUGGGAGCAAAGGAAAGCAAAAGCCAAGGGGUUCAGCACGAGGGGACAAAACCUCCUGUCCCCAGCAGCCCCUGGUGUGCCGUGGCCAGCAGCCAGCUGAGGCAUUCCAGCCUCUCAGGGAUCUCCUACAACCUCCUCCUCCACAUGUGCAAAGCUCAUGGGAUUGGAUUUGACCUCCAGGAAAAACAGGGAACAGUUUUUGUGUUGUAUGAAGACCAGAAGCGACACAGCCUGGGAAUGAUAACAAUCGGAGAGGAUCUCCAGGGGGUCCUCCUGACCUUUGCUCGCAAUCUCUUCAUCAUCCAUCAAGAAAUAUCAGCACCUAAUAUGCAAGGCGAGACCAAUUUUAAGAUGGCAAUUCGAGAUAUUGAAGCAAUUGUAGGAGUUACAGCACAAAACAAACUGAGAUUGGAAGAAGAGCAACCUUGGGAAGCAGAUGCUCUGAAAGAAUAGUUAACAGAAAAUGUUCAAGUGCCUCAUUCCUUCUGCUUCUGGAAAUGCUUCCUCAUCUGUAAGAACAGGUUUGGUUUUCCUUCUGAGCUGGUGUGUGAAGUAACAUUAACUGAGACAGAAAAUCUCUGUGGUUCCUGCCCGUGCCAUUGGGAACAUCCCACAUUCAGUCAGAUCUUUAAUAUCCCAACAGACAACACAUUCCACAUUUUACUGUGGAAGAGCAGAUCUCUCUGCAUGGAGGCUGUUAUCCUAGGAAUGGCCAGUAUCCUUGGGAUUACUUCCCAAAAAGCUCAGGCAAAACCAGUUUUAACACAAAUACUAAACAAGACCAAGCAGUUGCACGAGAUCAGCACCCAGUUUUUCUGACAGCAAAUCUUUGAUCCCUCAGCAUGAGACAUUAUUUUCUGUGGUUUUUUUCCCUUUGAUCACAGAAUUAAUUCAUUUGCAUAAAUGCUG